GUACCCGUUCUCAAUAAGAUUGAUUCAGACUUUUAAGAACAAUUCGUACCAUCGGACCUCAGUAGCAUCAAGUUUGGUAAAUGGAGUGUACAUAUUGGAACGGGACAGGCAAGAGAGACGGGUAGGUUCCGGAUCACUAGCCAUGCCCUGGUGGGAUUUCUUCAACUUCUCUUUAGUCGAAACCUUGAUCGACGACUACGACGGCUCCAUAUAUGGUGCCGUUUUCGAAUAUAAGCUCUCCAACUUUUGCCAAAAUACCCCUCACGUGAAAGUACCUCCACGUUAUGUGAUUGCGUUCCGCGGCACAAUCCUAGAUUCAGAAACUUGGAUGUCUGAUGUGAAACUCAACUUCAAAAUCAGCUUUAAUACCCUCUAUCGUGGCAGUAGGUCUAUGCACGCCAUACGAGCAAUCCGCAAUGUGGUGGACAACCACAACCAUUCAGCUAUCUGGCUUGCUGGACACUCUUUGGGAGCCGCCCUAGUGUUGUUGGCUGGAAAGACCAUGACAAGCUUGGGAUAUCUCCUCGAAAGUUACAUAUUCAACCCACCCAUCUCGUCUAUUCCUCUAGAACAGCUACCUGGGGGAGAUAUGCUUAAAGAAAUGUUUCAAAUCACCAAGAGUGUCGUCAAAGCUACCGUAGCCAUUGCCUUAACCGAUCUACAGGUUCAAGAAGAGGAUCCAAAAACUGCAUCAUGGAUACCUUAUUUAUAUGUGAAUCCAGCAGAUCCAAUUUGUGCAGGAUUCAUCGAUUACUUCAAACACAAAACCUUCAUGUCCAAGAUCGGUGCAAGCAAAAUCGAGAAAGCUGGUACUGGAAAGUCAGUUAGGAGUUUAUUGGUGGGAAUUACUAAAGGAAAAUCAUCAUCGUCAGAUUUGUCAACGGAACCUCUUCACCUUCUUCCAUCAGCUAGCAGAUAUGAUUGUAAACAAGAACAAACCUACUCCGUCUAUGACAGCUCAUGGACUUCAUCAGUGGUGGGAGCGAGACUCUACCCUGAGGGAAAAUUGGGAAAGCUGCUGCAUUAGACCCAAGUCUAAAGGCAAAUUGCACCAAUUGACCAUACAAUAAACAAUAAAAAUGAUGGUCACAUUUCGUUUGGUUAAAUGGCUUUAUGCCUUUUACAUCUGUUCAGGUGAUCAGUUUCCACUUCUUCUAAUUUCGUGUUUGUCUCUAUGUUCCCAUGUUUUAUACCGUUUGCCCUUUGUAUUGCUACUUAAAGUUCUUUUUUUGUUGUUUGAUUUUUCUUUGCCAUGUAAUUGUUUGGGCUAUGAUAAUUUACUUAAAACUACUAUAAUGUUUUUUCUUUUGUAAAGUAAACUACUUUUAACAAA
Molecule: messenger RNA, 1333 nt
Organism: Arabidopsis arenosa
Lineage: Eukaryota; Viridiplantae; Streptophyta; Magnoliopsida; Brassicales; Brassicaceae
Source: the annotation of a GenBank genome assembly